UUUUAAUCCGAACUCGAUGGCCAAAUAAAUCACGAGAGAGAGCCCGGGAUGACGUCAGAAAUCCAUAAAAAAAUGUUAUUGUUCUCUAGCGCCAUCUGUGAGUGGCGAGAGCAACUAUUAGUAAACACCCCCCCAACCCUGUAGACUUCGUUCAAUCCCGUUCCUGGUUGUAAGUACAAGAGUUUGUUGUCAAAUGUCAGUGGCAGCAGUCAGCAGGGGAAAAACCGUUUUUUUUUUCCGGGGGAAUAAGAAGAAGAAUUGAAUGGCGAUUUUAUACGUGUGUGUGCUGAUGGGCUAGCUUGACUCCCGCCUUAAUCAUUAGACCUCAAUUCAAUUAGGUCUUUAUAGACUUGUUUCCUAGCUGCUCUAAACAUCCGGCUUCUCAAUUAACCUGCGUGUGUCGCUGGCCAAGUCUCGUUGUGUGUGUUUGUUUGUGCGUGGCGCUCCGUUGACAGCUCCACUCUCCACCACCAACAUUUCUUUUGCUUUUCAGUCUCUUUUUCCUUCUUCUUUUUCCUUGACACACACAUUUGGCCGACGACGACGAAACGGAAUGCGUCACGUCAGUCUGGUGGCCAGUCGACGAGAUUUCCAAAAGCCAUGGAAUUCGGCCUCUAUAUCUGUUUGUUGACUCUACAUCGCCACAUUUACACGCAAACAGUUUACUCUAGUGAGAGGUCAGGGAGGGGAUAGAUCAGCUAUUUUCUCAUCCUCUCCCUUGUGUGUGUGAAUUUUCUUUCUUUUUGUUUAUGGGGUUUGGUUUUUGUUUCUCGCUUUUAUUUCUGUCUGGCCAUCUGAAAACCAACAUAGCAACGCUUGCUUAUUUUGUUGACCCCUCCUCCUGGUCUGCUGAUGAAAUUCCCCUUUCCCAUUUGUUUGCGUCCCUAAUGGGAUGUCUGCUCUACCCAGUCAGUGUUACCAUAAUACAUAAUGGAAUUAUGGCUGCGAUAAGGCUUCUUCUGGACAGAAGUUUCCCAAUGUGAUCAGUAACAGUGUGUAGUCUCAACACUUCAAGCCAAGUUUCAUGUGCCAAAUAGUCAGCGGAUUCAAUUCCUGCCCGCUUUUCUCACCAUGUUGAUCAAAGAGUACAGAAUACCCCUGCCCCUCACCGUGGAGGAGUACAGGAUCGCCCAGCUCUACAUGAUAGCUAAGAAGAGCAGAGAAGAGAGCUGUGGUGAAGGCAGCGGGGUGGAGAUUUUAGUGAAUGAACCCUACACCGAAGGCCCUGGAGGGUCUGGACAAUAUACUCAUAAAAUCUUCCAUGUUGGCAGUCACCUGCCUGGUUGGCUCAAGGCUCUUUUGCCCAAAUCUGCCUUCAUCGUGGAGGAAAAGGCUUGGAAUGCCUACCCUUACACCAGAACUCGCUACACCUGCCCUUUUAUCGAGAAGUUUAGUCUGGACAUUGAAACCGUCUACCGUGAAGACUGCGGAGACAUUGAGAACGUCUUUAAGCUCAGCAAAUCCGAGCUGAACGACCGAGCCGUCGAUUUGAUUGAUGUAGUGAAAGAUCAAUUGCCCACGGCUAGCGAUUACGUCAAGGAAGAAGAUCCAUGCGUCUACAUCAGCCGGAAGACGGGCAGAGGGCCGUUGAGUGACUCUUGGAUUCAAGAUUACUGGCGCGAAUGCAAGGGUCAGACGUUGCCCUUGUCCAAUGGCAAGGCCAUCAUGUGCGCCUACAAGCUGUGCCGGGUGGAAUUCAAGUACUGGGGCAUGCAGGCCAAGAUCGAGCGGUUCAUCCACGACAUUGCCCUGAGGAAGACGAUGGUGCGAGCCCACCGGCAGGCCUGGACCUGGCAGGACGAGUGGUUCAACCUGACGAUGGACGACAUCCGCGAACUGGAACGGCAAACGCAAGAGGCCCUGGCCAAGAAAAUGGCCUCGGCCACGACGACGACCAGCGAAGGCGGCCUGGAACAGCAGCAGCUGCAGCAAGAGGCCAAGACGAGCGGGGGAGUCAUUCCGUCCAGUCUGGUGCCGGCCUCGCCCGAAAUUGGCGGCCAGGAAACGGUGGACAGCAAAGGACAGCCGGUAGCAGCUGCUUCAGUCCAGGGAGCUCCAUCAUGGCCCAUGUCGUGCAUUUCCGAGUCGAGCAGCGAAGACGACGAGUUUUUCGACUGCCAAGAUUUCCGUUCCGCUCAGGCGGGCGGGGCCUUGUCACCGACCAUGGUCCGCUGGAGUUCAAUGGAGUUGGUCCCACAGGGCGAAGAGGCUGACGAACUGGACCCUGCCGAGAAAGUGCCAGACGAACGAAUCGAAGAAAGGGACAGCAUCUUUUCGGCUGGUUACCUGCAGCGAUUCGGGGCUAAUCAAAGGCGGCCGUCCCGCAAGCUGGUCAGCUCUUUCCUGCGGGCCAGUGGAAGUGGCCGGUCUCAAUCUCCUGGCAGCACGGGUGGAUCGAAUACGUCGUCGCUGCAAUCGCAUCCGGCCAGCGCCCUGAUUUUGGUGUUCCACGGCGGCACCGUCCUGGACGUCUCGUCUGAAUUGGCCAACAAAGCCGCCGAUUUGGCCACGUUCCGCAGCAAUUUGGAGGCUGUCAUCCGUCAACAUUUUCCCAGUUUGUGCUCGGGUCGCUUGGCCGUCCGUCUCGUCUCAUGCCCAACCUUGUGCCCAGAUGCAAUCACCGUCCUCAACAGUUUGUCUUGUUCCUCAUCCGCUUUGGUCGACCCUGUCGCAUCACCGCCACCACCGACGUCAGCGGAUUCUUCUCAUCCGGCCACGUCGGACUCGUCGGCAGGCGAUCCAGUUGCUCCCCCACCACCGGCCACCAGUGCUGCUCCUGCAGCCACCGCCUGCUGGCCACCGCUGGGCUGCCUGCCGCUGUUUGCCGCCUCGUCGCCGGAAUACGCCGACACGGUGACCCGCACGAUCGUGGCGGCCAAUCUCGCCUAUUCAGAGUUCCUCAAAUCGCCGGAAGGCGGUGGCUUCUCCGGUGCUGUGGCCGUGGUGGCCGACUCGGCCGGAUCCGUCCUCCUCUACGACGCCCUUUGCAAAUCAUCCGACCACAUGGACGGCCCUGGCGGCGACAUUCAGUCGCAUUUCGGCGGCAGCGACAACAGCAUCGCCGAAGAACCCGACCAGCACAGUCCAGGCGGCGUCUUUGAAGAGGAGAAGAAGGAACGGGAUCACUUUGCUCCUUCCGGCGCAUCGUCCUCUUUCAAAAGUCCCAGGUCCUAUCAUCACCUGCAAGCGCCGACCAACCGCCGGCACUCCACAUCGGCCAGCGAACACGGCCCAACUCGUCACAGUUCCUCAUCCGCCGCCAUUAUCAAAAAUUCUUACCUGGACUUUGAAGUGGGCGAUUGCUUCCUCCUGGGAAGUCCGCUCUCGUUGGUCUUGGCCUUUCGCAAGUGGAGCCACAAUCACCAUGGCGAACGUUGGCCACGCCGUCCUCACUGCCACGGCAUUUUCAAUUUAUUCCACUCGAUGGAUCCCCUGGCCGCCCGUUUGGAGCCGCUCCUGUCGGCCCGUUUCGCCAACACUCGGCCCGUCUCUGUUCCGCGCUACCAGCGCUACCCGCUGGGCGACGGAAAGUCCAACACUUUGGUGGAUUUCGUCCAGAACAAUCCUCAGCUGUUUCAGGAGCCGACGUCGACACCUCCCCAGCCAAAGGCCGAGGAUAACAAUGGACUGAGCAAGCGGCGGCAGUCGGACGGAUCCUUCUUCCACGGAAGUGACAACAGUCUCGGAUCCGAUCCACUGGCAGCUCAAAUGGCUUCACUGUCGCAGCGUUGGUGGGGUAGUAAACGAUUGGAUUACGUGUUUUACUGCCCCGACGGACUAACGUCGUUCCCGCCGUCGGCGCUGCCUCAUUUGCUUCACGCCUCCUUCUGGGAGUCGGCCGACGUGGCGGCUUUCAUCCUGCGCCAACUGAUGCGACUGGACGUUAGCGGAGGAGGAGGAGUCGGAAGCUCGGCUGGAUCGGUUGACGAAUAUUACGGAGACAUCAGGGACUCUAACGGCGGAUCGUUGCCCUUCAGUCCCGGCACCCCCUGCGAAAAGUGGAUGCGCAAACGGACGUCGGUCAAGAUAAAAAAUAUCGGAGCCAAUCAUCGAGCCAACGACAUUAUCGUCAACGAAACGAUGCCUCAGGUUAUCGUCGCCAGGUUCAUGUACGGGCCACUGGACAUGGUGGCGUUGACUGGCGAGAAAGUGGACGUUCACUUUUUGCGCGAUGCCAACAACGGCGAAUGGGAUCUCAUCGCCACCGAAGUGACGGACAAGGCCGGUCGAUUGGUCUGCACUCUGCCGCCGGAUCGAACUCUUCCGCCUGGACUUCAUCCCAUCAAAAUGGUGGUCCGUGGCGAUCACACGUACGCCGAUUUGUACGUGGCCGUUUUGCCGGCCCGGACCCAGGCCGUCGUCUUCAGCAUCGACGGAUCGUUCACGGCCUCCGUGUCGGUCACUGGACGUGACCCCAAAGUGCGGGCCGGCGCUGUGGACGUUGUCCGCCAUUGGCAGGAGCUCGGCUACUUGAUCAUCUACACCACUGGCCGUCCGGAUAUGCAGCAACGUCGAGUGGUCUCUUGGCUGGCCCAGCACAACUUCCCGCACGGUUUGCUGUCGUUCGCCGACGGGUUGAGCACCGAUCCGCUGCGCCACAAGGCCGACUACCUCAAACUGUUGGUCAACGACGUCGGACUGGAGAUCAGGGCCGCCUACGGUUCCAGCAAAGACAUAAGCGUCUACGCCAGCGUCGGCAUCAAGCCGGAGAACAUUUACAUUGUGGGCAAGGUAUCGCGCAAGCACCAAGGUCAAGCCCAGUCUCUCAUCGAAGGUUACGCCAGCCAUUUGUCUAAUUUGGCUUUGCAUCAGUGCCGGCCGGCCCAGAUCAAUCCUUACCUCCUUCUGCCAAGGGGUUGCCUCUCUCUGCCCGGUCACGGAGCUCCUCUUUUACGCCGAAGACAAGAUCCGAUUUAGAAGAAAUGAACAAAUGAGGAAACAAAAUGGAAAUCGGGUUUGUUAUUAAAAAUUCAAUGAUUAUACAACAACCCGGCUUGGUCUUUAUUUAGGCUCGUUCGUCGUUUAGUUCAAUUAUAUUUAGAAAACCACUGCGUUAACAUGUCAAAUGCUUGAUUUAAUCCGGUGGAUAUUUAACCAACUAAUUGGGUGCGGUUUUUCGUUUGGUUCGUCUUUUUUUUUUGGUCAACUUGAAUUGAGCGCAGAUCGGCGAAACGGGCGACAUCUUUUCCGAUCUCGACGGUCGUCACGGGAGUCAUUUACACGACGUCGUCCGCCGCGACGAUGGUGGCCUCGACUGCCGUCACCAAUACUCAAACGCUGGCCAACAAGUCCAGCUGAAUCCCCCCCAGUAAAAAACCAAAACAAAUUCGAUUGCCAACGCGGAUGUAGUCCCCCAUUAAAAAAGUCCGACCCCCCCCCGUUCGUCUCUAGUGUUUUUCUUUUUCAAAAAACGUAGUUGACUGUCGUCUUUUUUUCUCUUCUUCUUUCUAUAUUCUAUUUCCAAAUCUCUCAUCAUCUUCGUGUUUUGUCCGUCUAGCUCUCUUUUUGUCUUUGUGUCUCCAAACCCUCCCCCCCCCCCCCCUCAAAUCAUUUCAGGAAAUCUUUUUCUUUUCGUACCCUCCCCCGCCAACUUUUGAGAUUCGUUUGAUCGAUGACGUGAUGUUGGGUUAUCGAUCGAUUGAUUAUUUGGCUUGUUUAUUAUUCAUUAAUUGGGCUCUGGGUUUCCUUAUAUCAUUCAUUGAUUAACAUCAGGUUUCACUGCGGUGAAAGAUUCGCAACCAUUUGCUCCAUCUUGAAGUCGUUUCGGGAAUAAUGAUUUGGGGGUUUACCGACGGCCUAUUCUCAUUCAUUUCCUCAAUAAGUAUAAAUUGUUUUUUCGAUUCGCUUGUCUAUCGUCGUUUAUUCUUUUUCUCACACCUUUUUCGAUGGCCAGAGAGAGAGGGGGGAUGCUAAUAAGUCAUUGGCGCUAUUGUUCGUUCGUGUUGUUAUAUACUCCCCAGUUUCGUGAUUCUAUGAAGCAGAGAUUCAUUCUUUAUUAACAGAGAAAAAAAGUAAAAUUGCAAGGUAGAAAAAAGGGAAAACGAUUUUGUGAUGGAGAUAAUGCGACUGUUUAUAUACAUACCUAGGCGAUUCAAAUCAAUAACCUACGUAAUAUUAUAUAUAAUGUGUACUAUCAUCAUCUCAUUAAAUAAUAAUAUUAUAAAUUUACGUAAAAAAAAAGGAGGGAAGAAGGUGGGAAAAAGUUGUGCGACAAAACUAUUUUUCGUUGUCUGUUUGUGUUUGUUCGUUGGUUGUCUUACAUUUAUCUUUAUUAAUUAUUCUCGAAGGAGGAGGAGCUUACAUAAAUUAUUCCUCCGCUCUCAUCCCGUGCGUGUUUCUUUCAUUCGAUUCUGUACAACAUUAUUAUUAUUAUGAUUAUUAUUAUUAAUCGGUGUAUAUGAUUGUGCGUAUGUGCUGUAUUAUUAUCAUUAUUAUUUAUUUAUUAACAACAAUUCCUACAUAUGUUAUCAUGAUGUCAUUAACUACUAUAUAUAUACAAAUUAGACUCUA
Molecule: messenger RNA, 6510 nt
Organism: Daphnia pulex (common water flea)
Lineage: Eukaryota; Metazoa; Arthropoda; Branchiopoda; Diplostraca; Daphniidae
Gene: rdgB
Product: protein retinal degeneration B-like
Exons: 11
Coding region: 1072-4917 (1281 amino acids)
Biological process (GO): phospholipid transport
Cellular component (GO): cytoplasm
Molecular function (GO): phosphatidylcholine intramembrane carrier activity; phosphatidylinositol transfer activity; metal ion binding
Source: RefSeq, a predicted model, not a curated record